ACAGCUGAUUCGCAGAAAAAAUCUCAUCAAGUGAGUGUUCAAGUGGGCGAGUGUGAUGUGUUCUUUAUAAAUUUUACGCAAUCCUCAUACGAAAAUUAUUAAUAAUGUACAUAUGAUAUAUUAUUUGUAAUUCCAAGUGAACUUGUUUACAAAAGAAUAUUUGACCUUGUUUCUGUUUGAAAGGAAAAUCAAGAGCUUGUGAAAUCUUUUGUUUUGGUACAAAGAGAAAAAGUUUGUUUAAAUUGCACUUGUGCUUACAAAAAUACAAACGUAUUUACAAGCAUAUUUAAUCAUCGUUAUUCGUUGCUUGUGGUUGUUGUAGUUAAUAUUAUUAUUAUUAGAAGUUCGCUUUAAAGCAAUAACAAAUCAUCAUAAGCAGCGUUAGGCCGUAUAAACGACAAAUACUCGUACGAGUAGCCAAGUAUUACCGCUAAGUAAAUUAUAUAUUAAAGGAAAAACAACAACAGUGGUGACAAGUGGCAAACCAAACAGCAUAAUCACAAGCCGUUGGCAGCUACUUAAUAACAAACAUCUACAACAACAAUUAACACGCUGUAAUUGCAAUGCCUGAGAAGCGUGUAGUGCCUGUGAUUGGCUCUUUGGCUGACUUUGAAAGCAAAUUGCCUGGUUAUUUGAACACAAACACUCCACUCGCCUUACUACUCGACUACGAUGGCACUUUGGUGGGCAUCGCCGAUAAUCCGGCGAAUACAUUUCUCACAGCGAGUAUGAAGAAAUUGCUGCACCAAUUGGCCGUACAUCCGAAGGUCUUCUUGGCUCUUAUCUCCGGACGGGGAUUGCGUGAUGUACAGUCGUGCUUGGGCAUCAAGGGGAUUACUUACGCAGGCAAUCACGGCUUGGAAAUCGAGAGUGGCGAUGGCACACGUUACGACUAUGCACUGCCAGCUGAACUCCAGACGCGCUACAUGACUAUCGUAAGAGAAUUGACGGAAAAGCUGGAAAAUAACGGUGCAUGGGUUGAGGAUAAGAAAGUUUCGUUAACCUUUCACUAUCGUGAUGUGCCGGGAGAUUCGGCAGAAGAAUACAAACAAGCGGCUAAAGCGAUAAUUGAGUCGCAUGGCUUCCGGGCGAAUCAAGCGCACAUGGCGAUCGAGGCGAAGCCACCAGUCAACUGGAACAAAGGUGAGGCAGCUUUGCUUAUUUUGAAGAAUCAGUUCGGCGAUGAUUGGGCUAAAAAAAUCAAAGUGAUAUUUGCCGGUGACGACAAUACCGACGAGGACGCCAUGCGGUUAUUGCAAGGAUCUGGUUUAUCUUUUCGUGUUUCAACCGAUCCUAAUAUUCAGACCUAUGCUGAUUUUCGCUUAGCGAGCCAGAGUGUCGUGGAGGGCAUGAUGACGUGGAUAAGCAAUACCUAUAAUCAAUAGGACAAGCAUUAUAAAUAUAUAAUUGUGUAUAUAAAUACACGACUGAAUUUAUUACGGCUUUAUUGUAUCUGGACGUCAUAAAAGAGGCAUUAAGGAAAUUUUCAAAUAUUUGUUUAUACAUAUGUGUGAGGUAAUCAAUGACAAUUAGCUCAAAUAGAAAAUUAGUGUGCGAAUAAAAGUUGAAUUUUUGGCAAGAAUUUGCAAAACAUGGUCUUUGAGGACCAUGGGCUGAAAAUGAUUGGGCCUCACACUAGUUUUAUUGAAUUCACCUCAGUUUCAGUUAGUACUAAGCUUCAAAAGACAGCUGUUAAAAUUUCAUGACAUUCUAUUCAUAAGUUUGCGAGUUAUUCUGCUAAGAGUUACGCUACUUUUGUUAUUUUAAAAAGAAAAAUAAAAUCGUUCUGAAUGAUCGGAGAGUGAA
Molecule: messenger RNA, 1806 nt
Organism: Bactrocera oleae (olive fruit fly)
Lineage: Eukaryota; Metazoa; Arthropoda; Insecta; Diptera; Tephritidae
Biological process (GO): trehalose biosynthetic process
Molecular function (GO): trehalose-phosphatase activity
Source: RefSeq, a predicted model, not a curated record